This is a messenger RNA of Asparagus officinalis (garden asparagus), 1178 nucleotides long. RefSeq names its product probable receptor-like protein kinase At4g10390. Bases 1 to 1029 code for a protein of 342 amino acids. The record is from RefSeq and is a predicted model, not a curated record. Gene Ontology annotation, biological process: protein phosphorylation. NCBI's taxonomy places the organism in Eukaryota, Viridiplantae, Streptophyta, Magnoliopsida, Asparagales, Asparagaceae. The transcript is spliced from 2 exons. Gene Ontology annotation, cellular component: plasma membrane. Gene Ontology annotation, molecular function: protein kinase activity; ATP binding.
AUGAAUCUCUUCCUCAGAAACAUGAUCCCUUCUUGCUCCUGCUUCUCUGCUCCUUCCGCCUCCAAAGUCGCCAGCAUCGACCCCGAAUUCGAACAGGAUGCGGCAAUCCAACGCUUCGAUUCAUCCGGAAUCCAGACUCUCAUUUCAAACCCCAAAACUCUCCGCCGUCAUCAGGCAGGGACAGGCUCCCAGACACCGUCCGCCUCGCGCAACCUCGACCAACCUUCGGCCCGCAGCCCUUUCAACAAGUCAUCGAGCCGAUGCCAGCGCCUUUAUGAAAUGUUCCAUCAAGAACUCCGCGUCCUUCGAAGCAUUAAACCUCACCCUAACAUCGUUCGCCUCAUCGGUUACGGUGACGACCGCGGCGGCCAGCUCGGAACUCUGGUGCUCGAGCAUGUUCCCAACGGUACACUGCACGACGCGCUUCAUGGUAAUGUUAAGUCCGUGCUUUCUUGGCCUCAACGCGUGUCUAUUGCGUAUCGACUCGCGACCGCAUUAAAUUAUCUGCACGAAGAAUGCGACCUUCCUGUUGUUCACGGAGAUAUUAAAUCCUCGAACGUGCUGCUUGAUGAUGGCAUGAGCCCGAAACUUUGUGAUUUCGGGUUUGCGAGACUGGGAUUCUCUGCCACGGUCACACGAUCAGCCAUCCCGAUGAUGGGGUCGCCAGGUUACGUUGACCCGUGUUAUUUGAGGACUGGGUUGGUCUCGAAGAAGAGCGAUGUGUACAGCUUUGGGGUGCUGACUUUGGAGCUGAUCAGCGGGAUGGAGGCGUUUAGUGAGGAGAAGUCGAGGAUGUUGACGGUGGUGAUGAGGCCGCGAUUGAAGGAGAUGGCCGUGGAAGAGAUCGUGGAUGCGAGGCUUGGAGGAGAGUACAAUAGAGAUGAGGUUGUGAUCAUGGCGAGGAUUGCAGGGAGAUGUAUUGGGGAGAAUCCGAGCCUUCGGCCGGCGAUGGGCGAGUUAUUGACCUUGAUGAGAAAGGAUAUACCGUCGGCUGCGUUUGGUAGGGUGUCCGGCAAGAAAAUUGUUUGAAAAUUUUCAAGGGUAAAGGAAAUGAAGAUUUAGGAUUAGAAUUGUAACAAUCAAAACAUACAAAAUAUUUGUAUCGCAGCUCUUUCUUCACUUUAAGAAAAAGUUAUUUUUGGACAAAGGGAGGGUUCGGUGGUUUUUAUCAAAACUGC